Messenger RNA from Acaulospora colombiana, 801 nucleotides. The record is from the annotation of a GenBank genome assembly. NCBI's taxonomy places the organism in Eukaryota, Fungi, Glomeromycota, Glomeromycetes, Diversisporales, Acaulosporaceae.
AUGGAAAAGGAGAUGAAUAAACUUUUAGAUGAUGAUGAACUAAAAUCGAUAUCUAAUAGAUUGGAUUUGGAGCACGAGAACGAUCAUAUGAGUACGGAGGCAUUUGAAUAUAUGACUUUAUUUGAUAAUAUAAUGGAAGAUGGUCCUAGUGACGUAGUUGAAAGAAAUUUUAUCGAAACUCGAGAUGUAACCAUUUCCGAGAUGAGGAAAGUGGUCUAUAGCUUGGACGGAUUACCGAUUCGAUUCAAUUAUCUAUCUCAAACCCUUCCCAUGUCAACAAAUCGACACGACAUAUCGUUGCACACUGAUAUUCAUAUAAUCAGAAACAUUUCGAGUCAUUUAAAUGCAACUGUAACGAUGGAUCAGAUUCCCAAGGGUGCAACCGAAGGUUUAUGGACUCCACAUGUAUUAGCAUAUAUUUUUCUCACAACGUUUAGUUAUAUUACUUCAGUAAAAUAUUUGUCAUGGGAAUACGUAAUUUCUACGAAAACGAACCCUCGUGAGGCGGAUGGAGUUGUGGAGUUAUUUGAAAAGCCAAAUCAAAUUCCCUUGUUCAUACUUGAAGUCUCUAAUAAAUCAAGCGAUCCUGGUAGAUUUAAAGAGGAAAGACGAACGCUGAUGAAAGAGGGUAUAUUUGCGCUAAAUAAAUUUAUUGCUAGAGCUGAAUUUCCAACAUGGAAAGUUUGUAAAACGCUGGGGGUUUUCCUUUCUCGUGGAUUUGGUGAGUUAUUUCAGACGUCUAGAUAUGAUACAUUUCUUUACUUUUUGUCAUUGACGUAUUAUUAUUAUUACAGAGGAUAA